Pocillopora meandrina is the source of this 858-nucleotide messenger RNA. NCBI's taxonomy places the organism in Eukaryota, Metazoa, Cnidaria, Anthozoa, Scleractinia, Pocilloporidae. The record is from the annotation of a GenBank genome assembly.
CGACUGCGAACACGAGGGAGGCUGACAGAUUAUCAGAAAAACGUGUUGGAGCGACUGUUUGCUAGAUCACCGUACCUGACUUCCAACCAGUGUAUGGAGGUAGCUGCUGUGUUGGGGAUACCAAAACCAGCCUUGCAGGUAAGAUUUUAAAAAAUGUAACCCCAGGAGGAGAAAGUUGAGAAAUAUGCUUAAUUUUAAAGUUAAUGUUGUUGCGAACGGUGACAACCUGUAAAAUCAAAACUUCUAAUAUAAACUCCUUCAAGAAGGCUUCGAGAAAAUUCGAACUGAAUGUUUACAAUGAAGUGACGCUUCAAAAUCGAGAAAAAAAAGUGAAUGAAAUAGACAGGCUUUAGCUUGGCGGUUCAAGAAUGUUUCCACUGCACAUGCUCAAAAUCUAGGAUUUCCCGUAUGUCCCGCAUGGGAACCCAGGCGACUGCCGUGUGUUGAACAGCUGCAACAUCGCAACUAAACGUCCUAGAAAUUCCAGAAAAUAAUCGUUAACAGUCAUUUCCCACGACACGUGAAAUAUUACAACGGUCAAUUAGAAUGACCGAUUUUCUGAAAAAGUUAAGCCAAAGUGUAGGCCCGGCUAAGCAACCAGGCCCUUUAUAUCAGUAAAUCCAGAAUAGGCUUCUGGGUAAAUCGCGCCGUUCUUUACCUCUGUAUGUUUCGUUCUAGAAUUGGUUCAAGAACAAACGGUACCGCAUGAAGCUGAAGAAGGAGUCUCAGAAGAACAUUGCAAGGUGUAUCACUCCAGCUCUCAUGGUACACUGCAUUCAAAAUUCAGGUCCUGUACAAAAUAUUUGCGUUGAGGCUCCACGAAGUCUACAGUUUCCCUACAGUAACAACAUUCCUCAA